Molecule: messenger RNA, 1205 nt
Organism: Acyrthosiphon pisum (pea aphid)
Lineage: Eukaryota; Metazoa; Arthropoda; Insecta; Hemiptera; Aphididae
Exons: 7
Coding region: 320-1114 (264 amino acids)
Source: RefSeq, a predicted model, not a curated record
UGCCGCGGUCUGCCACCCCACACACUCGUCCACAGUCGGUCCGUCGUUGUGUUUGUUGACGUUAAGCCUGUUCGCCGUCGCUGCUGUCGUCGUCGUCGUUUUUCGUUUUUGUUUUUUUUUUUUAGGGGGGCUUUUCUCUUCUUUGCUUCGUUUUGAAAUUGUUACAAGUUCACACGUACACGAAUCUCGGGAUCUAGAAAACAUCAUGCCCGGACGUUCUCUUGCAGCAGUAAUAUGACAUCUCGAGAAGGAGACCAAAUAUUAACAGAAUGAAGUAAUCGAAUCAGAUAGAAUAUUAGUUUCAAAACAAGUCACUAAUAUGCGAAUCAAUGGAGCUGAAUCACUGUCAUCGUCUUCAAAAUCUGAAGCCGUUACCAACAUGCAGACUGUAACGGCUAAGGUGCAAUUGGCUUGGAAUGACAUGAUUGAAACGGAAAAUGAAUCGCUGCGUGAACGUGUAUGUGACUUAGAAAAGAAAGUUUUGGAACAAGGUGACGAAAUAGUGUGUCUCCGAUCAACGUUAGCCGAUGUACUUCGGCGGUUAAACCAAUUGGAAGGCAGUCGGACAUUGAGUCUCAACACGUCGGCUCUGAAGAAUGGAAACACGCCUAGGGCGGGAAACCAUUAUGGCGGAAAUGGUCAUCAUUUGAUUUCACCGACCCUAUCACAAAAAGAAGUAACACUUCGCUAUAGAUCUGCAAAUGAACACCCUGUAUCUGCCCUAAGGGAUCCUGUCAGAAGAGUCCCCAGUCACAAUAGCUCACAUUCUUCUUUACCUCAAAGGAGGGCUGUACAUUACCAAUCAACUGGUUCAUUACAUUCCGACUCACCAAGUUCCAGCAGUGUAUCACCAGUACCUCCAGCGUCACCAUCCCCUUCACCUACAAGGCCUGCAACGGCUCAAAAACCUCAGCGUUCAAGUGGCACAAAUUUGUAUAAUUCAAAGCGGUGGAGUAGUACAGGAGAUUUUAAUCAGGCGCAAAAUUUUAGUGUUGCACCCCAAUCUUCCACCUUAGCUUCCAGACUUGGCACAAAGUCGUUGCUUAAUUUGAAUUUGCGAUCACAGCCACAACAAAAUCACAACCACCAUCAUUAUCAUCAAAAGCACGGGUAAGCAAAUGUUUGAAAUUAAUUUUUGUUGGUGAAGGGAAAAUGUUCUAACAAAGCAAGAUGGAUAUUAUUGUUUCAUAAUUUAUGAUUUACAA